Messenger RNA from Labrus mixtus (cuckoo wrasse), 2274 nucleotides. RefSeq names its product proteinase-activated receptor 4. The record is from RefSeq and is a predicted model, not a curated record. Bases 875 to 1816 code for a protein of 313 amino acids. Gene Ontology annotation, molecular function: thrombin-activated receptor activity. NCBI's taxonomy places the organism in Eukaryota, Metazoa, Chordata, Actinopteri, Labriformes, Labridae. Gene Ontology annotation, cellular component: membrane. Gene Ontology annotation, biological process: phospholipase C-activating G protein-coupled receptor signaling pathway; blood coagulation; thrombin-activated receptor signaling pathway. The transcript is spliced from 3 exons.
CACAAAGCCAGGACACUUUACGAUUAGUGUCCUCACAAGGUUAGGAAAAACAUUUGCUUGUUUGUAAUGAUCUAAACAUCCUGAUGCUGUCUAAAUAUUACUAUAACACACAGCCGUAGCGUACCCAGUAACUUUUAUUAGAACCUCUUAAGAAAGUUGAAGCGUUUUAAUGUAGACAAAUCUAUUUUAGAUUAUUUUUAUUUGUCUUUUAUUGAGUUAAUUUAAACUUUUUCAAUGAUCUGUCAGUGCAUCUCUAACAGAAGAGGCUGGAAAUUUAGUUAAGCUUUGCUGAAAGAUGGUUAGCAUUGACUUGAAAGAUAUUGGCACCGUGUUUAUCGAAUAAGAGCCACUCAAGGCCACCCUGGACUUUCACUGUCCAGGAAGGAGAUUCACAUUAUGCCAGGUGGGACAAAUCAAACAGAUAUCUAAGGAUGUGAUGUGUAGAGCCUGUGUUGACUUCUGUUACAAACCAAAGUCACUGAAACGCACGACUGUAGUUUAUUACUGUAGUGGUCUGUGCAGGUCUUGACUGACUUGUGUUGUGGUCUGUGCAGGUCUUGACUGACUGUGUUGUGAUCUGUGCAGGUCUGGACUGACUUGUGUUGUGAUCUGUGCAGGUCUUGACUGACUGUGUUGUGGUCUGUGCAGGUCUUGACUGACUGUGUUGUGAUCUGUGCAGGUCUUGACUGACUGUGUUGUGGUCUGUGCAGGUCUUGACUGACUGUGUUGUGAUCUGUGCAGGUCUUGACUGACUUGUGUUGUGGUCUGUGCAGGUCUGCGGGCAUUCCAGUUGAAGAGAUCCUGUAACUUCACCACCCUCAAUGAGAAGCAGCUAAAGGAGAUCCGGGCUCCAGUCACAGUCCUGUACCUGCCGAUGCUGUACCUGCUGGCCUUCAGUGUGGGUCUGCCUUCCAACCUGCUGGCUCUCUGGGUCCUGGUCUUCAGGACCAAACCGCAGCCAUCCACCACGCUGCUCAUCAACCUGACGGUGGCAGACUGCCUGCUGUUGCUUGCUCUGCCGUUUCGGAUCGUGUACCACUUCCGGGGGAAUCAUUGGGAGCUGGGUGAGGCGUCCUGUCGAAUUGUCAUGGCGAUGUUUUAUGGGAAUAUGUACGGAUCCGUGCUGUGUCUGGCCCUGGUGGCUCUGGACCGCUAUAUCGCUUUGGUUCACCCGUUUGGCGCCAAGACUCUGCGCAGCCGACGCACGUCUCUGUACAUGACAGCAGCUGUGUGGUUAGCGGUCCUGGGGGCCAUGCUCCCCCUGCUGUUGUCCCAGCAGACCUAUGUCCUGGAUGAGCCAAAGAUCACCACCUGCCAUGAUGCGCUGCCAGAGGAGGAACAGGAGAACUAUUUCCUGCCGUACUUCGCCACCUUAUUCACGGUCUGCUUCCUGCUGCCAUUCCUGGUUGUGGUGUUCUGCCACGCCGCUGUGCUGCGCACCCUGAUGGCUGAGGGGAAGCGCUAUGGUCAUGCGGUGCGAGUGACAGUGCUGGUUCUGCUGGUCUUCAUUGUGUGUCUGUUGCCCAGCAACCUCCUCCUGCUCCUAACGUAUGCCGACACCUCAUUUGACGGAGACGGAGAGGACAUCUACGUUCCCUACAUGGUUAGCUUAGCUGUUAGCACCUUCAACAGCUGCAUCGACCCCUUCAUAUUCUACUUUGUGUCUGUGGAGUUCAGGGAAAAGGCGAGGGCUGUGCUGUGCUGCCGCAAAAACACUAAACCAUCAAACCAUGUGUCAUACUCUUCAUCAUCUUCAUCAUCAGGCCUGAGGUCAAAGGUCACCCUUUUGUCCAGGUCCAGCCAGAGCGGCGUCUGAGAAGGGCCCACUGUUACCUGCCGACACAUCAAACUGAUCACAUCACAACAUGACAUCACAGCUGUUGGACUUCCUGUAACAGUAUUUAUAUGCAGGAAGAAUUGGUAUCUGAUCACUUGAUUGAUUUAAUAAUUUUAUUAUAACUUCAGUUUAUUCACAUUUAAAUUAAAAACAAAUAUUCACUCAAAAGUUAUUCUGCUGUUCUGUAAAAAAAAGACUCAAAGAUUCAAAGUAAAAUACAGAAAUGAUUAUUAUAAACAUAGUUAAGAUCUGUAGACUCUGAUGAGUCCUUCUCCGUUUGAACAAAUUUUAAAAUAAAAAAACAAUUUUAUUACCUCCUGUUUCCGUGAGAUGUAUAAGAUGCAGAGUAAGAUAAAGAGUGUGAUAAAGAGUGAGAUGAAGAGUGAGAUGACGACUUUGAUAAAGAGUGAGAUGACGACUUUGAUAAAGAGUGAGAU